Aspergillus candidus is the source of this 360-nucleotide messenger RNA. RefSeq lists its product as uncharacterized. The record is from RefSeq and is a predicted model, not a curated record. Bases 141 to 311 code for a protein of 56 amino acids. Lineage: Eukaryota; Fungi; Ascomycota; Eurotiomycetes; Eurotiales; Aspergillaceae. The transcript has a single exon.
GUUGGUUCUGCAGUUGGUCCUGCAGUUGGUCCUGCAGUUGGUCCUGCAGUUGGUCCUGCUGCUGGUUCUGCUGUAGGUCCUGCUGUAGGUCCUGCUGCUCCGGGACUGGAGGAAGGGUGGGAGCAGGAGCAGAAGUAGGGAUGGCGAUGGGGGUGGCGGUGGUUAUGGUUAUAGUGGAGAGGGCGAGGAGGGCGGCCAGGGCGGCUGUUUUUGUUGUCGUCGUUUGGAGGUGCAUGGUUGGUUUUCUUUUCUUUUUCUGUUUGUGGAAAGAAGAAAAGGGAAAAGGUGGGUUUGAUUUGUGGGUUUGUUGAGUUGGGUUUGAUUUUUGUUGGUUCUAUAGAUUAUAUAGGUAGGGUUGUG